AUGUAUGGUGAAAGUUUGCUCUUUACAAGUGGACACAGAAUGUCACCAGAAAGUCGUCUUAUCAAUGCUCUUUCUAAGUACGAGUUUGUACUUGGCUCCUCGUCGCCACGAAGGAAAGAAAUCUUGACCAAAAAUUUGGGUAUCACCACAUUCUCGGUUAUAAAGUCCACUUUCGAAGAGAAUCUUCCGAAAGCUGAUUUCACAGAUGUUGAUUACGUCACGAUCACAGCCAAACACAAGAUAGAGAGUAUUAUUGAUAAGCUAUCUCUGUCCAAGCAUUGUGUUCUUCUUGUGGCUGACACCAUUGUUUCUUGUGCUGGCGAAAUAUUUGAAAAGCCCGAAACGCCACAAAACCAGCUAAUCAUGCUAAAGAAGUAUCGAGAUCACCCUCAAGAUAUCCGCGUCAUAACUUCAGUACAUGUUUGCAUAAUAGGGCCCGACAAACAUGUUGCUGAGCAUAUUAGUGACCAUGUCGUCACCACUUUGAAGUUUGAUGAAUCCUUGUCUGACACACAGUUGCAAGAGUAUGUUAAUACAGGCGAAGGGCUCCAAGCCGCCGGAGGUUUUAUGUAUCAGGGUAAGGGUUGCUUACUUUUCAAGGGUAUCGAUGGAGACUACUUUAAUGUGGUAGGUCUUCCAGCUGCGAGAACAUACAGAAUACUCGAAUCAAUAAUUCGCUAG
Molecule: messenger RNA, 681 nt
Organism: Clavispora lusitaniae ATCC 42720
Lineage: Eukaryota; Fungi; Ascomycota; Pichiomycetes; Serinales; Metschnikowiaceae
Product: nucleotide diphosphatase
Molecular function (GO): nucleoside triphosphate diphosphatase activity
Source: RefSeq, a predicted model, not a curated record